Orbicella faveolata is the source of this 514-nucleotide messenger RNA. Its product is annotated as serine/threonine/tyrosine-interacting-like protein 1. The record is from RefSeq and is a predicted model, not a curated record. Lineage: Eukaryota; Metazoa; Cnidaria; Anthozoa; Scleractinia; Merulinidae.
CAGGAGCUAGAUGUCAUCGACACUUAUCCAGUGGAGAUUAUACCUGGUUUCUUGUGUGUGGCAACAUUCCUCCAGUCUCAGGCAGUGAGAGUAAUCAAGGAUCUCAAAGUCAAGGCAAAUGUGAUUGUUGGAAAACAAAAUGACACAAUAUUUGCUGCAGAUGGUAUGACACUGGGUAAAGAUGAGAAGAGAGUCAAGCAAAUUGUGACAAUACCAAUUGACGACAAUGGUGAAGAAGAUCUCUACUCACACCUGUCUGACAUUAUUCAUUUCAUUGAUGGCCGAACAGUUCUGUUGAGUUCAACAUUGGGUAUUAGCCGCAGUGUGGCUGUAGUGGUAGCUUAUUACAUGUGGAACAAAAAAGUCUCUAGGAAGGGUGCGUACAAGCACGUGAAGAAAUGCAGAGAAAACAUGCAACCAACAAGAGGCUUCAUUGAGCAGUUGUCUCGCUGGGAAGAAAAGAUGUUUGGUUCUAUUGUCACUGACAUCAGUGAUCCGGAAUAUUAGCAAGCAA